AUGGUCCCGAGAACCAUGUUUUCCAACGAGGUCUACCUGCUGCCCCUCAAGGACGACGGCUCCCCCGAUGUCCAGGGCGAGUACAUCUAUCUUGCUCCUAAGACCCAAGAUGCUGUAACAAUUCGCUUUGCCAUCGAGGGCACCUCGAGCAUAUGUCGUCAUGGCAGUCUCUGGGUCAACAUCCCCGAACAAGGCGUCGAGUUCCGGAGAGACAAGUUUCGCGAGUUCAAGCUUGUUCCCGACUUCAAUCGCACAAUUGAAAUCUCAGUGCCCAUCUAUCACGCCGGCGCAUUCGCCUACUACACGACCUACUCCCCCCUGCCCGACCUGUCAGAAGAUCUCACCUCCGCAAAAUCUUGCGAAAAGAAGCAGACGCCCCUCUACUACAUCGAUGUCGCUCCACGCCUCUCCUUGGACAACCGCCCGUUGCCCCUGCCCGCGCUCUCCAUCUUCUCGGUCAUAAGCAAGUUCAUGGGUAAGUACCCGAUAGACUGGGAGAAGCAUCUGCGCGGCAUCAGCAACCGCGGCUACAACAUGAUCCAUUUCACACCCCUACAAGUGCGAGGAGAGUCCAACUCGCCCUACAGCCUGUACGACCAGCUCGGCUGGGAUCCUGCCUGCUUCCCCGAGGGCGAGCCAGACGUGCAAAAGAUGGUGGAGAGCUUGGAAAAGAACCACUCACUCCUCUGCAUGACCGAUAUCGUGCUCAACCACACAGCCAACAACACGGACUGGCUGCAGGAUCACCCCGAGGCGGGCUACAAUCUCAAGACUGCCCCUCACCUCGAAGCCGCCUAUCUCCUCGAUACCAAGCUGCUCGAUCUAAGCCAGAAGCUGGCCCAGAUGGGCCUGCCGACCGAGAUCAAGUCCCUCGAUGAUCUCAUAAAGAUCAUGAACGCGAUCAAGUCGGAGGUCAUCAGUGGGAUCCGCCUAUGGGAGUACUACGCCCUCGAUGUCGAGUCUGACGCAGAUGCUGCUGUGGAAUCCUGGGUGGUUGGCAAGGUCUCGCUCCCCGAGGGCACUGUUGACCUUGAUGAUUUCGAGCGUGUAAAGACCUCCAGCCUGAAGGAUCAAGCCGCCUUUCUUAUCAAGAAUGGACUGCUCGGAAACGACAGGUUAGGGGAGCGCUUCCGGCGGAAAGUCGACCCCAAGGUUGCCGCCUCUCUGCUCUCGGCCAUCUACGGCAAGUACGAGGGGCCAUCAAGCGACGGUCCAGAUAGGCCUGCCGUCCGUAGUAAGAUGGUUGAGAUCCUGGACGCCAUGAACGUCCCUUUCUACGAAGAGUACGACAACGAAGUUGCCGAGAUCCUCCAGCAGCUUUUCAACCGCAUCAAAUAUGUGCGUCUUGACGACCACGGACCGAAACUAGGCCCAGUGACCGACAAGGACCCCCUCAUCGAGACGUAUUUCACAAGACUGCCCAGGAAUGAAAGGACGUCCAAGUUCAGCAAGGAGGAGUUGGUCCUGGUCAAUAAUGGAUGGGUGUGGGGAGGUAAUGCUCUGGUCGACAACGCCGGACCCCAGUCGCGCGUCUACCUUCGAAGAGAGGUCAUUGUCUGGGGCGACUGCGUCAAGCUCCGCUACGGCAGAGGUCCUUCAGACAGUCAAUGGCUCUGGGACCACAUGACCAAGUACGCGCGCACUCUGGCCAAGUACUUUGCCGGCUUCCGCAUCGACAACUGCCACUCGACCCCGCUCCACGUCGCCGAGCACAUCCUCGACGAGGCGCGCCGCGUCCGCCCGGAGCUCUACGUCUGCGCCGAACUCUUCAGCGGGUCGGAGACCACCGACUACAUCUUUGUGAAACGGCUUGGGCUUAGUUCGCUGAUCCGGGAAGCAAUGCAAGCGUGGAGCACCGCCGAGAUGAGCCGCCUCGUUCAUCGCCACGGCGGACGCCCGAUCGGCAGUUUCGAGGUGGACGAGAUCGCCAAGGGAGAGGUCAGGUCGCCCAUGUCACCAACGAGGGAGCACAGCAAUGGUGACCUCUUCAAGCAAGACCAGGAGAGCAGCCGCGAGAUCAUCCGUCGCAUCAAGCCUGUCCCCGUCCAAGCGCUCUUCAUGGACUGCACCCACGACAACGAGGUCCCUGCCCAGAAGCGAGAUGCCCGAGACACACUGCCCAAUGCCGCGCUUGUCAACAUGUGCUCGAGCGCCACUGGCAGCGUCAUGGGGUACGAUGAGAUCUAUCCUCGCCUCGUGGAUCUCGUCAAUGAGACUCGGCUCUACACUUCUGAGUCGUCCAACUCCAAAUCGAUCAAGGUUGGAGGCGGCAAGGGUGGCAUUGGCACGGUCAAGAAGCUGCUGAACCAGAUCCACACCAUCAUGGGCAAAGACGGUUUCGAUGAGACGCACAUCCACCACGAAAACGAAUACAUCACCGUCCAUCGUGUCCACCCCGAGUCACGAAAGGGCUAUUUCUUGAUUGCCCACACCGCCUACCCCGGUUACGGAAAUGGCAACGGCGCCUUCAACCCCGUCCACCUGACGGGAACCAAGGUCAACCACAUCGGCUCCUGGAUGCUCGAAGUUGACACGAGUGAAGAAGCGCUCAAAGACACCAUGGACGACCGCCGGUCUCUCCGAGGUUUACCCAGCCGAGUGAUCGACCUGCCGGGCGUCAGGAUCGACACCAACGGCAACGACACGACCAUCACUGUGCGCGAGAGGUUCCCGCCCGGAAGCAUUGCUCUGUUCGAGACCUGGAUCCCAGCCGCAGAGCACUCGGCUGGUCUCGACACCUUUGUGACCUCGGGUGCCAAAGCUGCGUUUGCCGAUCUCGACCUCAUCGACCUCAACUUCUUGCUGUACAAGUGCGAGUCGGAAGAGAGGGACUGGAGUGGAGGCAAGGAUGGCACCUACGAAAUCCCCGGGUACGGCAAGAUAGUGUACGCCGGUCUCCAGGGCUGGUGGAGCAUCCUGAAGGACAUCAUCCGCGACAACAACCUUGCCCACCCCUUGUGUCAAAAUCUGCGCGAUGGGCAGUGGUGCCUUGACUACACAGUUGGACGACUCGAACGCGCUUCCAAGACGGAGCAGUACGCUCGCCUCGGUAAGCCCGUGCAGUGGCUCAAGGAGCGCUUCGACGCGAUCCGCCCCAUUCCGAGCUUCCUCCUGCCUCGCUACUUCGGCCUGGUGUUGCGUACCGCCUACAUGGCUGCGUGGGAUCGUGGAGUUGACCUCAUGAGCAAGGGUGUUCGUGAAGGUCAGUGGUUCAUGCAGAGCCUGGCUAUGAUUAGUGUACAGCAGACAGGUCUUGUCAAGUCUGCUUCCCUGUACCCCAAUCGGUUGGUACCUUCGCUUGCCGCCGGAUUGCCUCACUUCUCUGUCGAGUGGGCGCGCUGCUGGGGCCGUGAUGUCUUCAUUUCCUUGCGAGGCCUGUUCUUGGGCACGGGGCGUUUCGACGAGGCCAAAGAGCACAUCGUGGCAUUCGCCAGCGUCAUGAAGCACGGCAUGAUCCCCAACUUGCUGAGCUCUGGCGACGCCCCUCGGUACAACGCCCGGGAUGCAGUCUGGUUCUUCCUCCAGUGUGUGCAGGAUUACACUCGGCUGGCGCCGAACGGCAUGGACUUGCUCAAAGAGAAGGUCAAGCGCCGCUUCCUUCCAUAUGACGAUACCUGGUUCGAUUCGAAGGACUCCCGGGCUUACUCAAAAGAGAGCACCGUCCAAGACAUCAUCCUGGAAGCUCUACAGAGACAUGCCACAGGCCUGGACUUCCGCGAGGCCAACGCUGGCCCUGGCCUCGACAUGCAGAUGAAGGACGAAGGCUUCAACAUCAAGGUCGAGGUCGACUGGGAUACCGGCCUCAUCUUUGGUGGCAGCCAGACCAACUGCGGUACGUGGAUGGACAAGAUGGGCGAGAGCGAGCGUGCAGGCUCCAAGGGCGUGCCCGGUACCCCUCGUGAUGGCGCCGCCGUCGAGAUUUCCGGUCUCCUCUACAGCACUCUCGCAUGGGUCUCCAAGCUCAACGCAGAGGGCAAAUUCCCCUACGCUGGUGUCAAAAAGGCCGACGGUACCGACAUCACUUUCAAGGAAUGGGCGGACAAGAUCAAGCAAAACUUUGAGCGCUGCUAUUUUGUGCCUGUCGACCCCGCCGAGGACGCCAAGUACGACGUCAACAUCAAGGUCAUCAACCGCCGCGGCAUCUACAAAGACCUGUACCGGUCCGGCAAGGAGUACGAGGACUAUCAGCUGCGCUGCAACUUCCCCAUCGCCAUGACGGUGGCGCCCGAGCUCUUCGACCCGGACCACGCCAUGCGGGCGCUGUGCCUCGCCGACGCGGUGCUGCGCGGGCCCACGGGCAUGGCGACGCUCGACCCGGCGGACCUCAACUACCGGCCGUACUACGUCAACUCGGAGGACAGCGACGACUUUGCCACAUCCAAGGGCCGCAACUACCACCAGGGGCCCGAGUGGCUGUGGCCGACGGGCUUCUUCUGCCGCGCGCUGCUCAAGUUCGACCUCAUGCGGCGCCGGCCUGACGACGCCGAGGGCCGGACCGAGGCGUUCCAGCAGGUCACGAGGCGCCUCAACGGGUGCAAGGACAUGAUGCGCGAGAGCGUGUGGGCGGGCCUGGCGGAGCUGACGCAGCGGAAUGGGGAGCACUGCCCUGACUCGUCACCUACGCAGGCCUGGUCGGCGGGCUGUCUUAUUGACCUGUACAUGGACGCGGCGGAGGAGCAGGCGUGGCAGCAGGGGGUGAGGGACACGACGCUGGCGAUCAGGACGUGA
Messenger RNA from Thyridium curvatum, 4728 nucleotides. RefSeq lists its product as uncharacterized. The record is from RefSeq and is a predicted model, not a curated record. Gene Ontology annotation, biological process: glycogen catabolic process; glycogen biosynthetic process. The coding region runs from base 1 to 4728 and encodes 1575 amino acids. NCBI's taxonomy places the organism in Eukaryota, Fungi, Ascomycota, Sordariomycetes, Thyridiales, Thyridiaceae. Gene Ontology annotation, molecular function: 4-alpha-glucanotransferase activity; amylo-alpha-1,6-glucosidase activity. The transcript has 3 exons.